Messenger RNA from Caenorhabditis bovis, 651 nucleotides. The record is from the annotation of a GenBank genome assembly. Lineage: Eukaryota; Metazoa; Nematoda; Chromadorea; Rhabditida; Rhabditidae.
AUGUUCGGCAAACUGUUAACGACGUCUUGCUUGAUAGCACUAGCGAUUGCUGCUCCUUCAACUGAUGGCAAGAGCAGCAAACGUCGCCAGUACAUUGCCCCAUUGCCAGGAGUCGCGCAGGUGCCGAGAAAUCCGGUGCUCAUGGCAGCUCCGCCAGUGCCCGUAGUGGCUGCAGCUCCAGCAUUUGCUCCUAGGCCUGUUGCCGUUGCUGCCGCUCCUGUCGUCGCCGCCGCCCCCGCCGUUCCCCUCAUGCAGCCAGCUGUUCCAGUAGCCCCCGUCGGACAAUGCCCAGGAGGACCGUCGCUUCCAAUUGAAUGCGACCCAAAGAGACCAUGGCCACAAUGCCCACCACAAUCCUAUUGCUACGCCACCAAUUCGGUCGACAUUGGACCAUACUUCUGCUGCCCAAUUUGGUCCACCUAUGGAGCCGCCUGGCGUCCAGCCACCCCAUUCUACAACUACGUGCCACCAGUUCCAGCUAAUUGGCCAGAUGUUAUGAAGGUGACCGCCAACUGGCCAGCGGCCGCUGUUGCUCUUCCAGUCAAGGCUAGAAAGCAAGCGAAAGGAGAGGAAGUAGACGAGGAGCAGGAGAAGAUCGGAAGUGCCAUUAAUGGAUGGGUUGAGCGACAAUCGAAAUUGGUAAGUCGCUAA